AUUUCUGUUAGAAUGAGGAAUCAAACAGCUCUGCUGCUUCUGCUGCUGAUCUGUUCUCUACAGCUGCUCUCUGGAGAACCUUUUGGUCAACACUUUUCCACUUGCUGUCAGAAAAAUACGAGAGUGAAAAUCCCUCUGAAGAAAAUCACGUCCUACAAGCAGAGCAGCAGCGGCUGCACCUUUAAAUCCAUCAUCUUUGAGACGAUUAAGGGGAAGCGGUUCUGUGUGGAUCCUGAAGCCAACUGGGUGAAGCAUCACAUGAAAGCGGUGGAUUUAAAACUAAAAACAUUCAGCAGAACCUCAAGUUUAUAAAGCUCAUCAUCAG
Messenger RNA from Trichomycterus rosablanca, 325 nucleotides. Its product is annotated as eotaxin-like. Bases 13 to 312 code for a protein of 99 amino acids. The transcript has 3 exons. Gene Ontology annotation, biological process: immune response. Gene Ontology annotation, cellular component: extracellular region. The record is from RefSeq and is a predicted model, not a curated record. NCBI's taxonomy places the organism in Eukaryota, Metazoa, Chordata, Actinopteri, Siluriformes, Trichomycteridae. Gene Ontology annotation, molecular function: chemokine activity.